UCAUCUUAGUGCCUCCCACGCAAAAUAUAUAUUUGUGCCGCGUAAAAUCAAGUUUAAUCAUUCACUUUAAUUAAAAAUACAAAUCGUCGACUCUUAUAUAUCCUCUCUACAAGAGUAAACAGAUAACAUCAAAAACAUUUGAUCACACAAAACUUCAAUAUCUCACAAACGAGAGGCCGGUUAGGAGGAAAUUACAAAAAUGUCCUCCUACGGCAGACUCGACGAGCAUGAGCAAGCGAAACUUGAGGCAAGUCGGAAGACAAAGAAGAGAAUUGCCAUCAUCGCUAUAUCUUCCAUCGUUCUCGUCUGCAUUGUCGUCGGAGCCGUCGUUGGAACCACAGCUCGCGAUAACAGCAAGAAACCACCGACGGAGAAUAACGGAGAGCCAAUAUCAGUCUCCGUGAAAGCCCUGUGCGACGUGACAUUGCACAAAGAAAAAUGUUUCGAGACCCUUGGAUCGGCUCCAAACGCGAGCCGAUCAAGCCCAGAGGAGCUUUUCAAGUACGCCGUCAAAGUCACCAUCACGGAGCUCUCGAAAGUUCUCGACGGAUUCUCCAACGGCGAACACAUGGAUAACGCCACGUCAGCAGCAAUGGGGGCUUGCGUGGAGCUUAUCGGGCUAGCCGUUGAUCAACUCAACGAAACAAUGACGUCGUCCUUGAAGAACUUUGACGAUCUAAGGACGUGGCUUAGCUCCGUGGGAACGUACCAAGAAACGUGUAUGGAUGCGUUAGUGGAAGCGAACAAACCAAGUUUAACGACUUUCGGAGAAAACCAUUUGAAAAACUCGACGGAGAUGACUAGCAAUGCGUUAGCGAUCAUAACGUGGCUAGGGAAAAUCGCUGACACCGUUAAGUUUAGACGACGUCGUUUGUUGGAGACUGGUAACGCCAAAGUCGUUGUAGCUGACUUGCCGAUGAUGGAAGGUCGGAGACUUUUGGAGAGUGGUGAUUUGAAGAAGAAAGCGACUAUCGUGGUGGCUAAAGACGGGUCGGGGAAAUAUCGGACGAUUGGUGAGGCUUUAGCGGAAGUGGAGGAGAAGAAUGAGAAACCUACGAUUAUAUAUGUGAAGAAAGGAGUUUAUUUAGAGAAUGUUAGGGUUGAGAAGACGAAAUGGAAUGUUGUGAUGGUUGGAGAUGGACAAAGUAAGACUAUCGUCUCUGCUGGACUCAACUUCAUCGAUGGAACCCCCACUUUCGAAACCGCCACAUUUGCUGUGUUUGGAAAGGGGUUCAUGGCUAGGGACAUGGGCUUCAUUAACACAGCUGGUCCAGCUAAGCAUCAAGCCGUAGCUCUAAUGGUAAGCGCAGACUUAUCUGUGUUCUACAAGUGCACCAUGGACGCUUUCCAAGAUACAAUGUACGCUCAUGCACAACGUCAGUUUUACCGUGAUUGUGUUAUCCUCGGAACCGUUGAUUUUAUAUUUGGAAACGCUGCGGUUGUAUUCCAAAAGUGCGAGAUCUUGCCUCGUCGUCCUAUGAAAGGCCAGCAGAAUACAAUAACCGCUCAGGGCCGGAAAGAUCCGAACCAAAACACAGGAAUUUCUAUCCACAAUUGUACUAUCAAGCCUUUGGAUAACUUAACCGAUAUCCAAACAUUCCUAGGCCGGCCUUGGAAGGAUUUCUCUACAACGGUUAUCAUGAAGUCGUUCAUGGACAAAUUCAUCAACCCGAAAGGGUGGUUACCGUGGACAGGAGAUACCGCGCCAGACACGAUCUUUUACGCCGAGUACUUAAAUUCCGGGCCAGGAGCAUCGACCAAGAACCGGGUUAAGUGGCAAGGGUUGAAGACGUCUUUAACAAAGAAGGAAGCAAAUAAGUUUACGGUGAAACCUUUUAUAGACGGCAAUAACUGGUUGCCGGCUACCAAAGUUCCCUUCAACUCUGAUUUUUGAUAUUUUUUGCUGGAAAAGGCUGGUCUGAAAACUGAUGCAUGGCUAGUCGUUCUUUAAUUUGUUUAUAACGAACAUACAACAUUCCCUUCUAAAACAUUUUCUUGUAUUGGCUUUAUUUCAAAGUGUCUGAAUUUGUUUCUAUAUAUUCAUAUAAUUUCGGAGGUGUUUCUUCUUAACGCAAAUCAUAUAAUAUGUAUGCGUCAACUUAUACAAUCAAGUUCCUAUUUAUGAUCAUGAUAUCAAAAUAGGUUUUUUUU
This is a messenger RNA of Arabidopsis thaliana (thale cress), 2151 nucleotides long. RefSeq names its product Plant invertase/pectin methylesterase inhibitor superfamily. NCBI's taxonomy places the organism in Eukaryota, Viridiplantae, Streptophyta, Magnoliopsida, Brassicales, Brassicaceae. Bases 200 to 1894 code for a protein of 564 amino acids. The transcript has 2 exons. Gene Ontology annotation, biological process: cell wall modification; pectin catabolic process. Gene Ontology annotation, cellular component: membrane. The record is from RefSeq and is marked reviewed. Gene Ontology annotation, molecular function: pectinesterase activity; enzyme inhibitor activity.